Messenger RNA from Lentinula edodes (shiitake mushroom), 867 nucleotides. Its product is annotated as putative short-chain oxidoreductase. The record is from RefSeq and is a predicted model, not a curated record. Bases 1 to 867 code for a protein of 288 amino acids. Gene Ontology annotation, molecular function: oxidoreductase activity. The transcript has 5 exons. NCBI's taxonomy places the organism in Eukaryota, Fungi, Basidiomycota, Agaricomycetes, Agaricales, Omphalotaceae.
AUGGCUGAUUCAUCCGUCGAUGAGGUCUACUCGAACUCUCCUGUUGUCCUUAUCACAGGCUGCUCCACAGGCCUUGGUCGCGCUCUUGUCCUCGAAGCAGCUUCUCAGGGACUUCGCGUCAUAGCCACUGCUCGAAAGAUUUCUACAAUCGAAAACCUCCGGGCUCCAAAUAUCACCGUAUCAACUCUAGAUGUGACCGCUUCCAUGUCUCAGCUGGAGGACUUUGCGAACAAAGCAUUAAAAGUGUUCGGUCAAGUAGACAUCCUGAUAAACAAUGCUGGAUAUCCCCUCGCGGGAGCAUUAGAAGAAGUGUCGUCAGAUCAAACACUCGGUAUAUUCAAAACAAACUUUUUUGGAAGCCUCAAUGUUGCAAACGUGUUUUUGCCGCAUUUUCGAGCCCGCCGUUCGGGGACCAUUAUUAACAUCAGCUCGAUGAUGCCAUAUGUUUCAACACCAGGAUCAGGUUCUUAUACCGCAACAAAGGCGGCUCUUGAUAGUAUUACACAAGUAUGGGCUCAUGAACUAGCUCCGUUGAAAAUCAAAGUCAUGGGUGUAUCCCUUGGGUUUACUCGUACUGAAUUACUAGGAUCAAACUUGAGCACUGUUGAAAAUACCAUUCCUGACUACGCUAACGUACGCGCGUUUCAUGAACAAGUUCGUACUUUGCAUGGCCAUGAGCCUAACGACGUUCAAAAAGUUGCAAAGCGCAUCUUAGAUGUCGUUUUGACCCACGAUGAGCUUCCCGUUAUGUUCCCUCUUGGUAAUGACGCGGUAAAUUCGGCUGACGAGUACCUUAAUCAGCGGAGGAGCGAAUUCGAGAAGUGGAAGGAGUUGGGGAUGGGAGUUGAUGCUGAUAAGGACGUUUGA